UUGACAACACCUCGGCGUCUCUUCCCCCAUCGAGUGAAGUUGAGCGCGGCCACACAGCGCUGCUGUCUCCUCCAGUGUCACAUUUGCUCCAUCAGCAGCAGCAGCAGCAUCAUCAUCAUCAUCAGCAGCAUCAUCAUCAUCAUCAUCAGCAGCAGCAGCAGCAGCAGCAGCGAGGCUUCACUCACAACCUCUGCCCACAACAGGAGCGCCAUGGCCCGCGUUGUGGUUGACGGGAUGCUGGAGGCGGCCGGCGACGAAGGAAGAGGAGGUAAAGGAGGAUUGAUGCUCAACCGAUGGAGGAGCAAAGCGAGGCGGAAGAAGCGAAAGGAGUUGUUCGGUAUCCAGAUGUGCUUUGCGGGGGCAGCGCUGGGGCUGGUGGCGGGGCUGCAGUGUGUGGCACACAUAGCAGGUUCCCGUGCUUCCACGUCCAUGGCUGAGGAGGAGGCGAGGCGGGGCAGUCGUCACCUUCUACAUGAUGUCUAUUCUGAGCCUGAGAAAAACUGCACUGAACCAGCAAUCCACGAGUUCCCCAGAGAUUAUUUCACCAACCAGGAGCGAGCUGAAGGAGCCGUGGGCCUGCACGUUCUCUGCGCAGUCUACAUGUUCUAUGCUCUCGCCAUUGUGUGUGACGACUACUUUGUCCCCUCACUAGAGAAGUUAUGUGAGCGUCUUCAGCUGAGUGAGGACGUUGCAGGAGCAACUUUCAUGGCCGCAGGCAGCUCAGCUCCUGAGCUCUUCACCUCUGUGAUUGGAGUGUUUAUCACUAAAGGGGAUGUGGGAGUCGGCACCAUCGUGGGCUCAGCUGUCUUCAACAUCCUCUGUAUUAUUGGAAUGUGCGGCAUAUUCACUGCACAGGUGAUCCAUCUGUCCUGCUGGCCUCUACUCAGAGACUCGCUCUACUACACCCUGUCUAUCUCUGCUCUGAUCGUGUUUAUAUACGAUGAAAAGGUGGUUUGGUGGGAAGCUCUGACGCUGAUUCUCAUGUACUUCGUCUACAUUUUCAUCAUGAAGAUGAAUUCCUAUGUGGUUCAUUUUCUGGAGAGGAGGAGGAGGAAGAACUCGUCCAGUCUGAGGGACAUCGGGGCGAGUAACACUGAGCUGGACGACGGCUGUGAUGCUACAGCUGUUCUCCUGAAGAAAGCCAACCACCACAGGAAGGCGUCGGUGCUGAUGGUGGACGAGCUCCUGUCAGCGUAUCCCCAUCAGCUGUCCUUCUCUGAGGCUGGGAUGAGGAUCAUGAUCACCAGCCACUUCUCACCCAGGACCCGCCUAACCAUGGCCUCACGAAUGCUCAUCACUGAGAGACAGCGUCUAAUCAACACACACUCUUUGACCAACGGUGACUCCGAUGCUCCAACUAAAGGAGGAAGUAGGCGGGGCAUAGAAAACGGGCUGUCCGGGGCAGAGAGGGGCGUCGGCGCUCACCACGACGACCAAGAGGCAGGAAAUGAGACGGAGAACGAGGACAACGAGAACAAUGAGAACGAUGAAGAGGAAGAAGAGGGCGAUGGAGACGGACCGCUUGUACCGUUCCAGUGCCCAGUGGGUGUGUGUAAUAAGGUCAAGUGGCUGCUGGCCUGGCCUCUGUGUCUGCUGCUCUACGUCACUGUCCCCAACUGCUCCAAGCCGCGCUGGGAGAACUGGUUCAUGCUCUCCUUCAUCGCCUCCACCCUGUGGAUCGCAGCCUUCUCCUACGUCAUGGUGUGGAUGGUCACAGUUAUAGGCUUCACACUCGGGAUCCCUGAUGUCAUCAUGGGCAUCACCUUCUUGGCAGCUGGCACCAGUGUACCUGACUGCAUGGCCAGCCUCAUAGUGGCAAGACAAGGACUGGGAGACAUGGCCGUGUCCAACUCUAUCGGCAGCAACGUGUUUGACAUCUUGGUGGGACUUGGUCUCCCUUGGGCUCUGCAGACACUGGCCAUCAACUAUGGUUCUGAUAUCAAGCUCAACAGCAAAGGGCUGAUCUUCUCUGUGGGACUGCUGCUCGCAUCUGUGUUUGUCACUGUUCUUGGAGUUCACCUGAACAAGUGGACGUUGGACAAGCGUUUGGGUUUCAUAUGUCUCCUCCUCUACGCCGUCUUCCUGUGUUUCUCCUGCCUCAUUGAGUACAACAUCUUCACCUUUGUCAACCUGCCAACCUGCCUGGAUGACUGAGACACACACACACACACACACACACACACACAUACUCACACACACACACACACAUACGCACACACAUGGCCACACACACACACACACACACUAGCAGUGGUGUCAUACAGGAGGAAUAGUAAAAACCGCUGAAGUCAGCUGUGGCUCACACAGAAGAGGUCUCACUCUGCUCGCUUUUCUGAAGCUGGUCUUUGUGCCACGCUGUGUCCUGUGUUACAGACUCACCAGAGCACACAGUCACGGCGGCACUGACGACAACAACAACAACAACAAAGACACACGUUUAAGUUAUAUUCAAUCUUCCAGUGUUUUUAAGUGUAAAGGUUAUAACGUGUACUAGCUGCUAAGUUUCCCUGAGAGGAAAGUUGUGUGUUUACUGGCUGAGAGUGUGUCGUUGUGUGGGGCAGAUUAUUGCAUUAGAGCCACGUUUUAAAGGCAAACAACAGGAUCUGUGCACAUUUUUAACAAUCUUUGGAAUAUUAAUAGUGUCGUUAUGUUUAUGUGAUUACAAUUAUAAACUAUUGAGUACAUUUCCAAAGGUGUUGGUAGUGAGGAAUAUUUUAGUCUUAUGGUGCAUUCACACUGUUUUGUCCAUCAUUUGAACUAAAGUGAACAACGUGAUUUUCAAUAAGACAUCCCGACGCUGCUGUCGUCCACUCGUGACACUUCAUCGCUUAAGUUACCAUAAAAAGUCUCAAGUUUUCCCUUAACGACAACUGACCUGGAGUUAAGGCGCACAGUUCUGUGUGAAUACACCAUGAGGGGAAAAUACUCCACGCUGCACCCACAGUCCAGCACACAGACACAGGGCAUUUUUACCUUUCUACUGCUCACAUCACAGUUGUAGCCUAUACAUUCUGUUUUAGAAGUAAAUUAGCUUUAUUAUUAUGAUGAUGAUAGGUCUGUUAUUUCUUCCCGUGUGUAAAUAGUGCACCUGUGUAAAUAACCCCAGAUGUUCUAUUUAAUAUUUAUUCCUGUUUUACUCACAUUUGUCCUCUGGAGGUGACAUUUAUGAAAGUCACACCUUAGAUCUGUCAAACUGUCCAAACAAGCACAAUUCGCUCUUAAGGGAUUUCAAUAAUGACUUGAUAGAAAUGCUUAGUGUGUGUGUGUGUGUGUGUGUGCGUGUGUGCGUGUGUGCAGGGGCAUUUUAAGGGAGUUUCGGGGGGGCCCAGUCAAAAGGGACCUGGGGGGCCCUAACGAAUGAGACCACUUCACCCCCAGAUUGAAAGCAAUAGCUCACAAUAUGUGCUGUACAUGCAUUAAUCAUUAAGGUUAAGCAUAUAGUUCAUAAAUAUGAGAGUAUUUUCAUAAUCCUUUAAUCUGUUGAUUAUUUUAUUGGUUCAUGUUUGAGUUUAGAAUAGAAUAGAAAGCCUUUGUAAAGGUACAGCUAAGGCCCCAUAACCUUGAUAUUCUUUAUAUUCAGGCCGACAAUAUGGCUCCAAGUGGGUUUGUCCCCCUGUGUGAAGCCCACAUGGCAUCACAUUUGAGGCCCUUUGUACUGAAACCAUAGUACCAGGCAGCGUGGAGAGGGUACUGAGGGGACAAACCCGCCUGGGGGUCUUCACACAGACACCGGCUCUGAAGACGAGGCCCUUCCUCACAGCUUCACCUUCUCUGCCAGAGCCAAUAACAACCCACGAGGAUCCCGCUGGCCUCUGGGACUUUAGAAGAACAAAGACGGGAAAGUUCAUCGUGCGUCAUGACCUCUUAAAUAACACAAUUCUAUAAAAUAUCAUUUGUAUAACACAACAUUAUCACAAGGCACUUUACAUGGUGAAGUCAAGACCUUUCAUUUAGGAACACAAUGAGCAAGCACACAGAAGCAGACUCAGAGUGUACGAACAUCUGCCCCCAGCUGUUUGGGGGGGGCACAGGAGCGGAGCUGAAACCUGCCGUUCUACACUUAGACAGUCUGGGGAGAACAAGCACGCCUUCAUUUUCAGAGUGGACUGGUCUGAUGGGGAGUAAAGAAUAAUCAUCUCUGUGAGAUAAGACGCGGCCUGAUGUCAGCAAAUGUCCUCAAAUCCUCAAAAUUUACCACGUCCUCAAAAUGUUAUUAUGAAGAUUUCAGUUUAUGAAACCACAACAUAUUCACAGUUUAUUUUAUUAAAAAACUCCAACUGAUGAUGGAUUUUACAGUAGGUGUGUGCAUGUGUGUGUGUGUGUGUGUGUGUGUGUGUGUGGAGG
Molecule: messenger RNA, 4344 nt
Organism: Solea solea (common sole)
Lineage: Eukaryota; Metazoa; Chordata; Actinopteri; Pleuronectiformes; Soleidae
Gene: slc24a3
Product: solute carrier family 24 member 3
Exons: 17
Coding region: 211-2154 (647 amino acids)
Biological process (GO): intracellular calcium ion homeostasis; calcium ion transmembrane transport
Cellular component (GO): membrane
Molecular function (GO): calcium, potassium:sodium antiporter activity; calcium channel activity
Source: RefSeq, a predicted model, not a curated record